CAUGCCAUACAUUGCAUAUGUACAUAUGUAUCUUUGAUAUGAUGUGUAAUAAAAAUACAUAUUUACCUGUAAAUAAUUUUAUGUUUAUUAUAAUGAAAAUAUUUCCACAUAAUAUUCCACAUUUUAAUUAACCAUAAUGGUGAAAUGUCUACGCAUUAGUGUGGUUGUAACCGGCAUAUUGAGUGAGUACAGGCACACUGUACACAUAAGUGGGGCAGUCAUAAGCAUGUUGGUGGACAAGAAAAGGUAAAGAUGACAACAGUGGUGACUCCGUCUGAGACAGCAACCCGCCGUGUAUGUAGAAACGACUCUGCUCAGGUGUUACUAGAGCAGUUCCUCUCAGCAGGCUAGAACUGAUGUGAGGAUGAAGACUUGCUCCUCUCUAAAGAGGACAGAGGAUGCUUUUGACAGACAAGGCAGGAACCAUGUCACCCAAACAAGUUGAGCUCCACCCAACCUACAUACUAUUAAGUUGAGCUCCACCCAACCUACAUACUAUUAAGGUGAGCUCCACCCAAUCUACAUACUAUUAAGUCGCUACAUCAGGCUCUCUUAAACCACAGGUGAUUAGGCACCCAAGAAAUAAUCCUUAAUGCCAAGGUAAUCAGAGAAGUGCUAUUUGAUGCGGUGUGUGUGAUGUAGAACAUGGCCCUAUGUCGAAACCUGUACGCCAUCUCUCCGAACACUUCUGAAAUGAGUCAAUGCAGUUAGAGUGUGUGUUUGUGCUUUCACUGUGUGAGGGGAAAGAGAAGAGCACAUCCUGUGUGAGCAAAGCUGUGGUUUGACUACUGCACAGCAGCACACACACUCGCACGUCAGUUCUCUCUUGGCGAGUCUUCAAGCGACACCAGAAACAUGAACCUCUUUGUUUUUUGCGCCCAAACCCCAGUUCUGUUGAUUCAUGCUCUGUUAUUCCUGUCGACGGCCAGGUCUUGGGCCCAAAAACCGGUCAUGGGCCCAACAACACUCUCUGCGAUCACUGCCACUCCAGGGGGAAACACCUCAUUAGAACAAACCUCCCCGAUACCAACACACACACACGAUACUGAGGCCUCAUCGCAAACAGCGAAUAGCACUACCCUACCUUCACUACUCAAUGGCACCGACACGGCACACACACCAGACGAGAAGAGUGGAGACACUGGGAAUACUUCUCUGACAGUUCCAGUUCCAGUCACUGUCACCAGCCCUGCGCCGGAGAUCACCACCACUGCGCCGAAGAUCACCCCCACUGCGCCGGAGAUCACCAUCACUGGGCUUUCGUCGACGAAGCCAGUGAUGACCUCCAGCACGACUGCUCAAUCUACAGUGUCAUCGGCUGGAGGAUCUGUGAUCCUGAUUUUCAUCUUGUUGGCCAUCAUUGCUCUGGGAGUUCUUCUGUAUUACCUGCGCAAGAAAUCAAGGAGUUACUCUUUUGACCUCCAUUUCCCCGCCGACGACCAAGCCAGUGAUAACACACCCCUUAAACCUGUGGAGGUGGAGAUGGAGAGGUUUCAGCCUAAAGACACAGACAGUCCAGCGACUCUCCCGUCUGAAGUUAAUGACUGUGCUGCCAACCACCUGGGCGUAGCCAAUGGGGGUGUAGAGGAGGGACCAGGGGAGACAGCCAUCACUCUUGACAGUAGAAGUAGCGAAUCAGAUGAGUUUGUUGGUUGCGGAGAUCUCUCGAUAGAUUGCUUGCCAAAGGCUGGGUCGCAGAUAGAUUGCGUGCCAGAGGCUGGGUCGCAGACAGAGGACACCUCACAUGUCAACGUAGAAGAACAAUCAGGCAAUGAAAACAAUAACAACUUCACAGUUGUCACCAAGGUAACAGCAGGGCUCAAGGGUAGAGAGGACAACUUUACAGAAAUCAGCCUUAAUUAGGCAUUAAGAAGACAACCCUAAACAAUAACCUUUAACCCUUAACCUCUGACACCCUGACCCUCAGUUCCAACACUGAGUCUUUGCUUGCUUCAUCCUUUGUCAUUGCUUGUUGCCCAUAGCUCUUUGUUACCACGAGUUCCUUGUAUUCAUUGAUAAGCCCUAAACCAUAAGCCCUAUCCAAGAUCCAUUACUCCUAGCACCGUGCCCCUAACCUAUUGGGUUAUGAUAUGGUAUAUGGUAUAUUGGGUUAUGAUAUUGUAUGUGAUAUCUCUCAUUGAUAUAUCCCUAAGCCCUAACCUACCCAUUGGGUUCUAUGUCAAGGUUAUUUUUUGUGAUCACUUGCAUCAAACCCUCAACCUGCUAACUCCCUCCUUGAUGCACCUAACAUUUAAGCCCCCCCCAUUUAUAUGCUGUAGUUGCAUACUUUGCGUACUUGCAUGUGUCUGCAGUUCACACACACACACACACACACACAAUAAUACAUGCUUUGUAGUUAUAUCCACCUGUCUAUCUGUAGGAACAUGGUCUGUACAGUAUUACUAGCACAUCUUUCAGAAGGUAUCUCUGGAGACUUGCAUACAGUUUUUGUUUGAAUAUGAUUAAAAGAUGUAACGAACUGACAUUGUAUUGAAUUGAACAGAUAAAUUCAUACUUUGAAUUGUAUAAAGUAGUGUUGUUACGUGAUGAGUGAAUACGGAUGUGUUGUGAAUGCAGGAUGCCUAUUUGAGCUUAUACCAAAUAAAGAAUUUUGUUUUAAAUACA
This is a messenger RNA of Clupea harengus (Atlantic herring), 2625 nucleotides long. RefSeq lists its product as uncharacterized. The coding region runs from base 856 to 1863 and encodes 335 amino acids. Lineage: Eukaryota; Metazoa; Chordata; Actinopteri; Clupeiformes; Clupeidae. The transcript is spliced from 7 exons. The record is from RefSeq and is a predicted model, not a curated record.